Lizanozyma spartinae is the source of this 2292-nucleotide messenger RNA. RefSeq names its product Zcf1p (gene ZCF1). The coding region runs from base 1 to 2292 and encodes 763 amino acids. The transcript has 2 exons. The record is from RefSeq and is a predicted model, not a curated record. Lineage: Eukaryota; Fungi; Ascomycota; Pichiomycetes; Serinales; Debaryomycetaceae.
AUGGGUGGCCUGGUUGAAGGGUCAGAUAUUAAUGAGGUGGAUGUACCUGACGGAGAUAAGGACAACAUACUUGCAGAGUUUUCCAAGUUACAACGGGAAAAUGAAAAGCUAAAGGAAAGAAUCCGACGCUUACAAAAAGAUACACGGGUAGGAGGAGACCCCUCUAUAGAUAAUUCUCCAAAUAGUUACCAUCUGUCUCUUGAUUCUGGAGCUGGAACAUCGGCCCUGGAUUCUUUGGCUACUGCAUCUCAGCCAAGGGUAUCUAGAUCCUCAACUGGUCUGCAAUCAAUAUAUCUGAGUCCACAACUGUCGAAUGAAUUCAACUUCAUUUCCGGGGGUAAAAAGACUGUGAGGAAACCAAUAGUUAUUAACGGUGAGACCAGUGAACUUGGUAGUAAGUAUUAUGGGCCUCAAUCAGUGGAUUAUAUGGUGGAUGUAGCCAACAAAUCGUCGUCCAAUGGCCCCGUACCCAAUACCUUGAAGUUGAGUAGGCCUGAAUUCAGAAGAGAUAAUACUAUGGAACAGGAUUUACUUGCAAGAGCAGCACAGAAGAAAAAGUUACCAUGGAUUGUUUAUUUGGUUCCCAAUGAAGCAAAUUCAAACGUUAACUAUCAUGCUAUUGUAUCGUUAGUUAAAUUUUUUUUCCAUCCUCGAUUCCGAUACUAUAAUUUCUAUUCAAGAGUCCCCAUGCUUAUGUUCCUUGAAAAUUAUCCGAAACAAGCACCAGAAGAUUGGGAGAAUGACGACGAUUUACUUCUCCUUUGUACUAUUCUUAUUAUAUCCUUGCAAAUGUUGACGCCGACUGACUGUGUCACCUACAAGAUCGUGGCUCCAAUAGACAUUGACAAAUGUGAAGCUGCAAAGAAGUAUGUGGUUAGCAAUAAAUUAUUCCAUACUUUCCAAUGCAUAAGACAUAGCUUAGUUUGUGAGACAUUCACAUCCAUUCAAAGCUAUAUAUUAUGUUCCGAAUGGCAUUUCAAAGAGAAAAGAUAUGAAGAGUGUUGGUCAAUGAUGUUCCACACCUGUGCCAUAGCAUUUGCUAUAGGACUUCAUAUGAAGGUGGAUGAUAACAUUGCUGAAUUAAACCGAGUUGAAACAUGGUUUGCUCUUAAGGAACUUACAUCCAUAAUCUGUUCCAUUUUGGGCAGACCAUCACCACUUUCAUUGUCGUUGAACGUAGCUGUGGAAAAUGAAAGCACGGAGAUCAUUAAACAUCAAAAGGUCAACUGUGCCUUGAGGGUGGGGGUCAGCGAAUGUCUACAAAUGGCCAAUGCCCUUAUGAUAGACAAUAUGAAUCGAGAUAUUGAUAUUGAUUCAUUAUUUGACCUUGAUAAGAGAAUCGACGCGGAGAUUGAACUCUUCCGGAACUCGUACCUUACUAAAACAGAGAUUAAGCCUGUUGAUCAAGCUCCUAAUCAAGUUUAUUUGCCCACUUAUGUUUCUCGUGAAAGUGCAUACAUUACCAUAUUUAUGUUGUCAAUAACAAAGGCUAAGACCAGGGUACCUUUCCUUGAAAAGUUUGAACAUAAGGUGAUUGUUUCGUUGAUGAUGCUUAGCAUUACUGAUUACCUUGCAACGCUAGAACUCUUGGUGGUGGAAUACUUUAAAAACUUGGAAUCAACGUAUGAUCCCGUUAGAUGUUUCCAACUCAUUUAUCCAUUUCUUUCGGUGUUUAUUCUCCAGGGAAUAGUUUGUAUUCUUGCGUUGAUGAAUGUUAAAUCUCAAUAUUUCAUUAAUGGAGACCCUUUACUUUCCAAUGAUUUUCUUACGACCAUUGAAAGACGAAUCUUAGCUGUGAAAUGGUCAUUAAUAUGGCCUCAAAACCUAGCUUCUGGAUUUGAUAAGAUUUUGGAUUUCAUUCAAAUCCUCAGAGCUAAUAUGAUCUCAGCAAACCCUACGCCCAUUAUGAAUAUUCAAUAUCAAGAAACUCUGGUUCAAACAUCGCCCACUCCAGAACGUCCAGGCUUAUUCCCAUCGUUUACCAAUUGGAAUGUUAAGGACCCAUUCAAUAUCUCCAGACCUGAUGAAACGUUAUAUUUGAAUGAUAGUCAAGACUUUUUCAGUAUUGAUAUCGAUAAGUUUGAUUUGAAUCCAAUGAUUGAACAACAGCAGUCUCAAGGAGGUCAUAUUCAACCAGUUAACGUUGAAGGACUAUCCCAAAUGCAAAACUUGGAAGUCCCUCCAUCAACUUAUGGAAGAGUAGGAGGACCACCUACUGUUGAUCUAGAAGCCUCGGUUUCAAGUGUGAGUGAACAAAUAGACACUGAUAUAUUCUCACCUCCUUUAAGAUAA